AUGGCAUCUGAGCAUCAACAUCCCCAUAAUGGGGAAGGGGAGAAUAGCUGGGAAGGGGAUUUCGAUCCUUUUGCUGAUCCCGAGGAGCGUAGAGUUUUGUUUGCCGCUUUUGACUCUUUCAGACAAUAUCGGCGGAAUGCUCACAUGAAUACCACUCAUCGUCGCCGACAAGCGUUCUACGCUCUGCCAUCAGCGCACUGGCAGAUGCUCUCAGAGCCCCCAUUUUCAAUUUUGGACAAUUUCAACAAAGUGGAUGAUGCCAUCGACACCAACGCUGAAAUGGCUGAUGCUAUUCUUGAAAUUGGUCUGCAAUCAUUCGGUCUUUCUAUAGCUCCUGACAAAAACGAUCCUACUCAAAAUUGGCAUGACACAGCCACGUCUUCAGAUGUCAACAAAGCUCACUCCACGAUACGUCAAUUUUAUCGGGAUUGGAGCCUCGAAGGGCAAGCUGAAAGAGAAGUCUGCUACGAUCCAGUCCUCCAGGAUCUCCAUCAUGAGUUCCAGACGCGGCGCGACAGUGGAGAAGACAUCCGCGUUUUGGUACCCGGCGCUGGCCUGGGCCGGCUAGUCUUCGAUAUCUGCAUGGCUGGAUACGAUGCUGAAGGAAAUGAAAUCUCUUACCACCAACUGAUGGCUAGUAACUGGGUUCUGAACCAUACCAAGGGGCCAUCAAAGCAUGCGCUCCAUCCAUUUGCACUGCAUUUCUCGAACCUCCAAUCCCGCACCCAGCAGCUACAGAAAGUCCAGAUCCCUGACGUCCAUCCCGGGGCUGCAAUGCAAGAGGCGAUUGGGUCUGGUCGGCGCUUGGGAACAAUGUCGAUGUCUGCCGCUGAUUUUACGGUAUUGUACGCUCAGCCGGAUAAUAAAGAAUCAUUUGACGCGGUGGCUACAGUGUUCUUCAUUGACACGGCUCCAAACCUUAUUCGCUACAUCGAGGCGAUCCGACACAGCCUCAAACCUAAUGGAAUCUGGAUCAAUGUUGGCCCCCUACUGUGGCAUUUUGAUGACGGUCAUUCCCGCAAAACAAACGAUGUCGGACACGAGUCAGGGAUUGGAGAGCCUGGGAAUGUGGAGUUGAGCGAAGAAGAAGUGCUGAGCCUUGUCGAGCGCAUGGGAUUCCGCAUUGAGAAAAAUGGCGAUCGGCGGGCUUGUGGCUAUAUUCAGGACCCUAACAGCAUGCUUCAGAAUCUUUACCAGCCAUCGCACUGGGUGGCGCGAAAAUUGCCUGUGGUGUGA
This is a messenger RNA of Penicillium soppii, 1236 nucleotides long. RefSeq lists its product as uncharacterized. The transcript is spliced from 2 exons. Gene Ontology annotation, molecular function: S-adenosylmethionine-dependent methyltransferase activity. Bases 1 to 1236 code for a protein of 411 amino acids. The record is from RefSeq and is a predicted model, not a curated record. Lineage: Eukaryota; Fungi; Ascomycota; Eurotiomycetes; Eurotiales; Aspergillaceae.